Messenger RNA from Colossoma macropomum (tambaqui), 1239 nucleotides. RefSeq lists its product as uncharacterized. The transcript has 2 exons. Gene Ontology annotation, molecular function: monoatomic cation channel activity. Lineage: Eukaryota; Metazoa; Chordata; Actinopteri; Characiformes; Serrasalmidae. The record is from RefSeq and is a predicted model, not a curated record. The coding region runs from base 1 to 906 and encodes 301 amino acids.
AUGGUACGUUAUCCACAUUUGCCGAUAAAUCUGGACCUAAUCACGAGGCUGCCUGUGAGGACGGUGGUCGCCGUGGUGGUCACGGUCAUCUUCUUCAAGUUUCUGUUCUCGUGUCCGUGCACAGCUCCUGAGGAAACUGUGGUGCACUGCUGGCUGUAUCUGCUCCUUCCUGUGGGAAUCAUGUUCUUCGUCCUCAUGCUGCUGGACGCACAGCUGCUGAAGCUGUGUCAGUGUUAUGUGUGUAGGUGCUGUGUCCGAGCCGAGGCCAAGUGCUGCAGCAGCGAGUGCUGUGACACCUUUGAGUGCUGCUGUUGUGCCGGCGGCUACUGUUACCGCCCCACAGGCUUUGGCGAAGAGGGCUGGCAUUUCUGCGGUCUGAUAUGGAGGCAUUUGCUGAACGUGUUUUACGCGGCCGCCCUCUGGAUCGUGGUCGCCUUUAUCGACGGUGACUGGUACGUCUGCAUCCGCACGGUUGCUGUGAAUGGCACGGGAGAACAAAUCGCCUGCAAGGAUUUACCAACACCACAAGAGGCAGAAACUUUGAGAAAGUACAGCAGUGAGUCGCGGAUAAUUGGACUGAUUCUCAUUCUGGGGUUUUCACUCCUGUUGACAGUAAGUUCAUCUGUCAUGACCCGAUGGAAGCCGUAUUACAAGUCUCUCUUCGAGGUUUAUGUGGAGCAGGAGACCGCUGCCAUGCUGGAGGAAAAGCUGCAGGAGCAGGCUGUGCAAAGAGCCAAGCUGCUCAGUGAGAAUGUGUUAAGAUACAUCGAGAGUCAGCCUGUGAGCAGCAUGCAGGGAGAUGUGCGUCAGGGUCAGUACCAGCCAUUAGGGGCUGCAGAGGAGGAUGUUUGGCGGACAAUAUCACACCCAGCAUUCCACUUAGUAAAAGGAAAGACCCAUCCCUGAGUGUGAAAAUCUACACUUUGAUAGACUAGCAAAUUUUAUUUAUAUUUCAGAAAAAGCCAAAAGUUUUACUUAAUAUGUAAUUCUUUUCUAAUUUUUCUAAUUUGUAUCCUAUGUGUGAUCUGUGCAUGAGGAGGGAAAGGUGUGGCAGUAACUAUUUCACUACGGUGGGCUAUUUAAGGGUUGCUUGUGUAAUUUUAUUUUCAGCCCAAUAAGCACAACUUUCAGUAUAUCGCUGUUGUCGGGAGAAAACCUCGUAUCUCCAAAAUGAUAACUUUACAAACAAAGUAAAGGGCAACAGGUAUUUUCAAAUUAUGUCAAAAACUGAAAAAUGAA